This is a messenger RNA of Zygotorulaspora mrakii, 1254 nucleotides long. RefSeq names its product putative phosphatidylinositol-3,4,5-trisphosphate 3-phosphatase (gene TEP1). The transcript has a single exon. The coding region runs from base 1 to 1254 and encodes 417 amino acids. NCBI's taxonomy places the organism in Eukaryota, Fungi, Ascomycota, Saccharomycetes, Saccharomycetales, Saccharomycetaceae. Gene Ontology annotation, biological process: negative regulation of cell population proliferation; regulation of phosphatidylinositol 3-kinase/protein kinase B signal transduction; cell motility. Gene Ontology annotation, cellular component: cytosol; plasma membrane; cell projection. Gene Ontology annotation, molecular function: phosphatidylinositol-3,4,5-trisphosphate 3-phosphatase activity; protein tyrosine/serine/threonine phosphatase activity; protein tyrosine phosphatase activity. The record is from RefSeq and is a predicted model, not a curated record.
AUGACUUUUCGACAUACUAAAAUUAAACCACGUAAUAUUUUUAGAUUACUCUAUGCAGCUCCCAUGAAUGUGCAUAAAAAUGAACUGGGAUUGGCAUUAGACAUUUCGUACAUUACUCCAAACAUAAUCGUGUGCUCAUAUCCUGUCACAAAUUUUCCCAGAUUAAUGUAUAGAAAUAGUUUAGAGGAACUUGUGGCUUUUCUCAACUUUCAUCAUGGUAUAGGCAACUGGAAGAUAUAUAAUUUUAAGGUCGAAAAGUGCAGCUCUGAUUACACAGACGAUGAUCUGAUCUACAGCAUUCAACUUAGUCAAUAUGGAUCCACUGAGAGAAGGCUACUGCCUAAUGCGAAUUAUGCGACACAUAAUCUAACCGCCGAAAUGUUUGGCGAAAACUGUAUCGAUCAAGUGUUACUGAGAAAGGGCUGGUUGGACCAUUGCCCACCUCCUUUCUUGCUUUUGCAAGAAAUCAUAGACGACAUUUAUCAACAUACUUCUCAAUCUGAAUCAUCUGUAGCUGUAUUGCACUGCAAGAUGGGGAAAGGGCGCUCAGGCACAGUGUGCAUAGCCUAUUUGAUGAAAUACUUGGAGUCACCAUUGUCAGAUGCUAGAGAUGUCUUCAUGGACAAGAGAUUCCGGCCUGGAUUAAGUAAGGGAGUUACCAUUGUCUCUCAAUUAAGGUUGCUACGAUAUCAUGAAUUAUUUUUAUUCUAUGAUCCACCAUUAAGAGCUAGUUUGCUGGAUCAAUGUGCCAGAGCCCGUUUUCAGCUCACCUCGGUAUACUUAUCGAAGCCAUCGUCUGUAAUUUUGACCCAUCCAUAUUUUGCUUCGAUAAAGAUCCAAACAUUUAAUAGAGAACGUGAUGGUUUAAUCGAUCUUGCAGUUUUGGAGACUGAUGGAGAACUCUUAUAUAAAUCCAAGGAGAAAGGAUUGACAAUAUGCCUACCAUUAAAUGUUGACCUCAGUGAUAUACGGUUGGAGUUUGGAGUAAUUUCCAAAUCUUCGAAUGUUAUGAAUAGUUUUACUUCUUUGGCAUCGUACUCUCACUGUUGGCUAAAUUUAUACUUCGAGACAUUGAGAUGCAGCAGAGACUUUUCUCAAACUCAUUUCACCUUGAGUGAACUGAGAGAAGAACAAAGAACAGGUCAAGAAUUCCUGUUUGUUAUCAAGUGGUCUGAACUGGACGGAGUCAAAGGCACUACGAACCGCGGGCUGAAGCUUUUUGAUUCCAUAACGCUCAAGUGGAAGUUACUGUAA